Messenger RNA from Aplysia californica (California sea hare), 1446 nucleotides. Its product is annotated as acetylcholine receptor subunit alpha-like. Lineage: Eukaryota; Metazoa; Mollusca; Gastropoda; Aplysiida; Aplysiidae. The transcript has 4 exons. Gene Ontology annotation, biological process: monoatomic ion transmembrane transport. The record is from RefSeq and is a predicted model, not a curated record. Gene Ontology annotation, molecular function: extracellular ligand-gated monoatomic ion channel activity; transmembrane signaling receptor activity. Gene Ontology annotation, cellular component: membrane. The coding region runs from base 1 to 1245 and encodes 414 amino acids.
AUGGCAUCAGACUUUUGCUGUUUGGAAAUUGAGAAUUACACUCCCAGGAACAAUAUUAAUGAGGUCAUCGAGUCCAAACAGAGUGUGUCCAGCGUGGUCUUCUUCAACGUCACGUGGACAGACGAGGACCUGGCCUGGGACGUGGAGGACUACGACAACAUCACCAUGGCAACGGCACCCCCCGACAGGUUAUGGCACCCAGAAAUCCAUGUGGCCAACACACUAGACGACCUGGUCAAGGUCGCUGACCCCUACUACCUCCAGCUCUCGUCUGACGGCACGGUACAGUUCGAGGUGGCCACCACCCUCAGAACCACAUGCCCGUUUGACUUGACAGAAUUCCCCUUUGACACGCAAGACUGCGGAAUCACCAUGGUGCUGAAAGGCUUCGACAUACACGUCAGACCCAGCGUCGACGACAUCCGAAUCAUCGAAGACGGGAGUCUCAAUCUGAUCUUCACCAAGACGGAAUGGACCAUCGAGAGCUCGGAAAUGGACGUCCUUACUUUGAACAACGAGAAGCCGCUCAUCAACUUGCGAGUGACCAUCAGACGAGCCCACCUGUACUACACAUUGUGCGUCAUCCUGCCCGUUAUGAUCACGUCAUGGGUCAGUUUGCUGGUCUUCUGGAUCCCGCCCGACUCAGGGGAGAAAAUGUCCUUUCUGGUCUCCAACUUUGUGUCGCUCACCCUCUACUUCAACUUUAUCGGUGACCUCCUGCCCCGGAACUUCACCGAGGCCCCAAAGAUGGGGAUAUUAUUCGUCUACAUCUGCGUUCAGUGCGCGGUUGCCAUGGUGAUCACAAUCGUGGUCAUGCGCAAACACAGACAGGAAGUCCUGGAAGCGGAACUAGCGAUGACGUUGACAGCACCCUCCGGGAUGGCGCCACAUCCGGAUCAGCUCAGACCUGUCAAUCAGAACAAAACCAUGAUUGUUGACGAUGGUGUUGAACCCAUUCCUUUGAGGACACUGACGCCGAGAAAAGUGACCCCAAACACGACAGCUGAACAAGAUCAAGAGCACUACUUCCAGCAGCAGCAGCAGCAGCAGCAGCAGCAGCGGCGGCCAAAGUUGAGAAUCAAACGCUUCCUCAGAAUGAACUCCUUCGAAGCGUCUGAGCCUAGCUGUUGGGAAAGGAACAUUGCCCGCCAAGAUUACUUCAGCGCGGCCGCGAUAGACAGGAUUUGUUUCUGCCUUUUCAGUCUGUUCGGUGUGUUGUUCCAUAUCAUUCUCUUUGAGUGGUGAGCGCUGUCUUAACCCUUCCAGCCUCAGACAUUUUGGUGCACUCCCUAACCCCAGUCCCAGCCAAUACAGUAGUAGUCCAGAGAAAGAGGCAUGUAUUCUAAAAAGAGAUGUAUUACCUUCGUAAUGAGCUUUAGAUAAUAACAUAUAACAAUGUUUAAAGGUAAAUGAACUAAUAGUAUGGAAAUUAAAAGUUUAAUUAAG